Cyprinodon variegatus (sheepshead minnow) is the source of this 5696-nucleotide messenger RNA. Its product is annotated as canalicular multispecific organic anion transporter 1-like. Gene Ontology annotation, biological process: transmembrane transport. The transcript has 32 exons. Gene Ontology annotation, cellular component: apical plasma membrane. Lineage: Eukaryota; Metazoa; Chordata; Actinopteri; Cyprinodontiformes; Cyprinodontidae. Gene Ontology annotation, molecular function: ATP binding; ATP hydrolysis activity; ABC-type transporter activity. The coding region runs from base 84 to 4769 and encodes 1561 amino acids. The record is from RefSeq and is a predicted model, not a curated record.
GGUGGACAAAGUAGUGGCGUCCACAGUGGAGCAGAGGUCACAACAGUCUGGUUAGUAAAUCAGUGAAGUAGACACAGCUUACCAUGUGUGCUGCGGCUCUGGAAGAAUACUGCGGGUCUGUCUUUUGGAAUGCAUCCUAUUUGGACAGAGAUGACCCAGAUCUGCCAAUCUGUGUGGAACAGACAGUUCUGGUCUGGAUCCCUCUAGGGUUCAUGUGGCUCUGUGCUCCAUGGAACCUCAUGCCUCUAUGCAGAAGAUCACAAGUAAAUAAAAAACAUUGGACUAAGCUCUACUUCUGCAAACAGCUUGUGGUGAUUUUGUUGUUCCUAACGGCCAUUGGAGGCCUGACUGUCACGUUAGUAGAGGAUUUUGGUCCAAACAGUUCAGGAGAGAAAAGUCCAGCUGUAUACUACACAAACCCGGUCCUAUUUGCUGUCACAUGGAUCCUUCUGCUGUUGUGUCAGGAAGGAUUGAGGAGAAAGGAAAGAGCAGUAGAUUCUGCUUCUCUUUUCAUUUUCUGGCUUCUCCUUGUUCUGUGUGACAUUUUCCCUUUCCAGACCCUCCUACGGGAAGCUCUUAGGCUGGGAGAGGUCAGAGAUAUUCCUCGUUUCUCUCUUUUCUACAUUUCCUUUGGACUGGAGGUGAUUGCAUUCAUUCUCUCUGCUGUGGCAGACAUCCCUCAAGAUGCAAAGGAGCUUGUAAAAAAGAAUCCAGAGGCAGGGGCAACAUUCAUGAGCAGAAUCACUUUCAACUGGUUCAACAGCAUGGUGUUGAAGGGCUAUCAAUCCCCCCUGGUUCAGGAGGACAUGUGGGACCUGAAUGAGGUUGACAACACCGCCUAUAUCGGCCAGCGUUUUAAUCAUCACAUGCAGAACGAGUUGGGUCUGGCUCGGAUCCGAUUACAGAAUAAGUUAAAGAAUAAUCUGAUCCAAAAUCAAGAGAAAGAAGUGAAGGAGGAUUCUCUAAGCGAUCGCCUGGGGAAAGGUGUAAGUCAGGAGGUACUGAUGAUGGAGGAAAAAGAUAAUAUAAAGAAGAAGAAAAAGGAGAAAAACAAGAAGAAAAUAGAUUAUCCAAAGUCAUGGCUGGUUAUCACCAUUUACAAGACAUUUAAAUGGAUUCUCUUUGAAGCUGCCUUCUUCAAACUUCUGCAGGACCUUCUGGCAUUUGUUAGUCCUCAACUCCUAAAGUUGAUGAUCUCCUUCACCAAGCAAAAAUCCAGAUAUGCUUGGGAAGGAUAUUUGUAUGCAGUGCUGCUGCUGGUGGUGGCUAUACUGCAAUCUCUGUUCUUGCAACAGUAUGUUAAACGAUGCUUCGUUCUGGGGAUGAAAGUUCGAGCCGCACUUAUGGCUGUGAUUUACAAAAAGGCAUUGGUGAUGUCCAAUGAUAACCGUAAAGAGUCAACAGUCGGGGAAACAGUGAACCUCAUGUCAGCAGAUACCCAGCGCUUUAACGAAGUGACCAACUUUAUCCACCUGCUGUGGUCCUGCCCUCUGCAGAUCAUUGUGUCCAUUGUUUUCUUGUGGAUGGAAUUGGGACCUUCAACACUGGCGGGGCUUGCAGUAAUGGUGUUAUUGGUGCCAAUUAAUGGACUGCUGGCUACCAAGGCCAAAAACCUUCAGACAGAAAACAUGAAGUCCAAAGACAAGAGGUUGAAAAUAAUGAAUGAAUUGCUCAAUGGAAUCAAGACAAUUAAACUGUUUGCAUGGGAGCCAUCUUUCCAGACCCAAGUUGAAGAUAUCAGAGGAGAAGAACUGAAGGUGAUGAGGAAGUUUGCCUAUCUAACAUCCUUCUCAACCUUCAUCUCCAACUGUGCCCCAGCUCUGGUUUCUCUCGCUACGUUUGCUGUGUUCGUUGCUGUGAGCUCAGACAACAUGCUAACUGCUGAGAAAGCCUUCACUUCAAUCUCUCUAUUCAACAUCCUUAGAAAUCCACUAAGCAUGCUUCCAAUGCUCAUUGCUUCCAUUGUGCAAACAAUAGUAUCCAAAAAGAGACUAGAGAGGUUUCUUGGAGGAGAUGAUCUUCGCAAUGACAUUGUGCGUCAUGACCCUAGUUUUAACUCUGCUGUCAGCAUAUGUGAUGGUUCCUUUGCCUGGGAAAAAGACUCUGAGCCUCUACUUAAAAACGUGUCACUGGACAUUAAGCCUGGUGGGCUGGUGGCUAUAGUAGGAGCAGUGGGCUCAGGAAAAUCCUCACUUUUGUCAGCUCUUUUGGGAGAGAUGCAUUGCACCAAAGGUUUCAUUAACAUCCAGGGCUCCCUUGCAUUUGUACCACAGCAAGCCUGGAUCCAAAACGCCACUCUGCGUUAUAACAUCUUGUUUGGCUCUCCCUAUGAAGAAAGGAGAUUUCAGGAGGUACUGGAGGCCUGUGCUCUUGGCCCUGACCUUAAGCUGCUUCCUGCAAGAGACCUUACUGAGAUUGGAGAAAAGGGUAUCAACCUUUCAGGAGGUCAGAAACAGCGUGUCAGCUUGGCCAGAGCAGUUUACAGUGAGGCUGAUGUUUUUCUAUUAGAUGACCCCCUCUCUGCUGUGGACUCUCAUGUUGGAAAGCAUCUGUUUGAUAAAGUUAUUGGACCCAACGGACUUCUUAAAAACAAGACUCGUAUCUUGGUAACACAUGGUGUCAGUUUCCUUCCUUACGUAGAUGAAGUUGUGGUUAUGGUGAAUGGACAAGUUUCCGAAGUUGGAUCCUACCAGAUCCUCCGUGCCUCUAAAGGAGUUUUCUCUGAAGUUCUAGAUGCAUAUGCCAAAGAGCAAAGUAAUGACAGAAGUUCAGAGGAAGAGGAACAUCUUGAUACAGAAGACUCUGAGCUCUGCCCUGACACAGAGGAGAGUCGGCUAGUCUUCCGUUUGGAGGAUCGUGUUUCUCUUGCACUAAGGAGAGAAAACAGCAUCAAACGGAAUCAGAGAGGAAAAAGAAGCAGUUUCAGAUUAAGGAAAAACAGAAGUUUAAAAACACCUGAAAACACAAUGAAAGGCCAGAGGCUAAUUGAGAAGGAGACAAUGGAAACAGGGCAGGUUAAAUUCUCAGUCUAUCUGCAGUAUGUGCGGGCCAUGGGCUGGGGAAAUGCUCUUUGGAUCCUCCUCAUCUAUUUUACGCAGAGUGUUGCUUUCAUUGGUCAAAACCUGUGGCUGAGUGACUGGACCAAUGAUGCAGUGGACUAUUACAACCUGACAUACCCUUCUUGGAAAAGAGACACCAGGGUGGGGGUAUUUGGUGCUCUUGGAAUGGCACAGGGGUUAUUUGUUUUCCUUGGUACACUGCUCCUGGCCAAUGCUGCAGUCAACGCAUCUCAAAUUCUACAUUUGCGACUACUUAACAACAUCCUAAGAGUUCCCAUGGUUUUUUUUGACACCACACCUGUCGGAAGAAUCCUUAAUCGAUUUGCAAAGGACAUAUUCACAAUAGAUGAGGCCAUUCCAAAGCUUUUCAGCUCCUGGAUCAUGUGUCUUCUGGGUAUACUGGGGACGCUGAUUAUCCUCUGUCUUUCCACUCCUUUCUUUAUCGUUGUCAUCAUUCCUCUAGCUGUGAUCUACUUCUUUGUACAGCGAUUCUACAUAGCAACCUCCCGACAAUUACGUCGCCUGGAGUCAAUAACUCGCUCUCCUAUAUAUGCUCACUUUGGUGAGACUGUAUCGGGUUUAAGUGUAAUAAGAGCCUACAACCAUCAAGAGCGGUUUCUUAAACACAAUGAAGUAACCAUCGAUGAAAACCUGAAAAGCAUCUAUUCAAGGAUCAUGUCGAACAGAUGGAUGGCCAUCCGUCUGCAGUUUCUUGGAAACCUCGUGGUCUUUUUUGCUGCACUAUUUGCUGUCAUUUCUAGAAACACCAUUGAUAGUGGCCUUGUUGGUCUUUCUAUAUCAUAUGCUCUCAAUGUUACUCUAACCCUCAACAUGGUGGUGAGGAUAACCUCAGAGCUGGAGACUAAUAUCGUUUGUGUGGAGAGAGUCAGUGAAUACUCUGUACAAGAGAAUGAGGCUCCAUGGGUGACUCAGCAUACACCAUCAGACCGGUGGCCCGAGGCAGGAAGGAUCCAGUUUGUAGAAUAUAAAGUCCGUUACAGACCUGAACUGGACCUGGUCCUGAAAGGGAUUACCUGUGACAUCGCCGGCAAAGAGAAGAUUGGUAUAGUUGGUCGCACUGGAGCUGGAAAAUCAAGCUUGACUAACUGCCUGUUUCGCAUUAUCGAAGCAGCUGACGGUCGUAUCCUCAUUGAUGGUCUAGAUAUCUCCACAAUUGGGCUGCAUGAUCUAAGAAAGAGGCUCACAAUCAUCCCACAGGAUCCAGUCUUGUUCUCUGGAACUUUGAGGAGGAACUUGGAUCCAUUUGACAAAUUCAGUGAUGAGGACAUGUGGAGAGUCCUGGAACUCUCUCAUCUGAAGGAUUAUGUAACUGGGCUCAAGGAAGGAUUGCAGCAUGAGGUUGCAGAAGGAGGAGAAAACCUCAGUGUUGGACAGCGGCAGCUGCUGUGUCUGGCUCGAGCUCUGCUUAGAAAGUCUCGGAUCCUGAUUCUGGAUGAAGCUACAGCAGCGAUUGACCUGGAAACAGACAACCUGAUUCAAAAUACCAUCAGCAAGGAGUUCUCCCAAUGCACGGUGCUCACCAUUGCCCACCGCCUGCACAGCAUCAUGGACAGCUCCAGGGUGAUGGUCCUUGAUGCUGGUCAAAUUGUGGAAUUUGAUUCUCCAAGCAAUCUGAUGGAAAAACGAGGCCAUUUUUACUCAAUGGCAAAGGAUGCUGGGAUAACACAUAAUAACUUUACAAUUUUAUAACUAUUUUUUCUGUAUGUUUUUUCUUUGCUUUGUUUCAGGGCCAAAAAUCAUCUUUAAUUUAUAAUUAUAGCUGAAAAACUUAAACUGUAUAACUUUUUUUUUUAUUAACUCUUCACUUUCUAGUGUUUAAAUAUACUUCAUAUUCCAAAGGGGGUUGCCAGCAGGUUGAAUUCUCACAGUAUUUCUGCCUUCACAAACAGACAAAGAUUCUGCUUCAGCUGUUUGGUGCUGACCCAAAACAGGUUGGUCAAUCCUGUUGCAGUAUUAUGGUUUUAAGACUUAUAGCUGUGACGAAAGCAAGAGCUACCGAGCCCACAGCUAAACCAAAAUGCACAGAAGGAUCCACCCGUAGCUGCUGCUAUCACAUCUGUGUCAGAGUUCAUGAUUUGUUAGAGUACUAAUCCUGAGUCCUACACAUGUCAGGUUGGGGGUCAUGGUCAAUUUCUAAAAAUCAGAUUCUUUUCUGGAUUCUAAGAUAUGAGUAAGGCGGAUCCUGGUGCUCAUAGUCAUAAGAGAGCGGAUCUGAAAAGUCAAUGACUUGAUGCAAUUAGCCAAGUUUCCUUAUAUAGAAACUUUUUGACCAAUCAGACUGUAUGAGUUCAUUGAAUUGUCUGUAAUGUAAUCUAAGUUUGUUAGGUUGAUUGUUCAUCUAAAGUACCCUUUGGUCUGAGUGUCUGAAUGCAUUGAUGUUUGUCUCUGUGUUAACCUGCUAUGGACCUGCAUUCUGUCCAUGGUUUUCCAUGCCUUUCUGAAAUUGUCUCAUAGUCUAGGCCAUUUUAGCCUGGUAGUUUGCUGUUUGCUUAGUUUGCUUAGUGUGCAGUGAGUUUGUUCCCACUGUAUUGACCUGCUGUGCUUACAUCAAAAUUAGACCCUUUAACAAGGAUUGUACCAUGUGUUAAUGAUGCAAUUAAAGUGAAUGUAAUUGAA